Messenger RNA from Triplophysa rosa, 4819 nucleotides. It is a transcript of the gene mab21l1, whose product is annotated as mab-21-like 1. NCBI's taxonomy places the organism in Eukaryota, Metazoa, Chordata, Actinopteri, Cypriniformes, Nemacheilidae. The record is from RefSeq and is a predicted model, not a curated record. The transcript has 2 exons. Bases 3625 to 4704 code for a protein of 359 amino acids.
CGUCUAUGCAAAAAGGUCAACUUUACAUAUAUUUAUAAAUAACACGAGAAAUCAUUUACAACAGAACAAUUUAGCAUUUUAGAUGCAUCACGUUGUCAUUAAACUGCUAAUAAUCUUACACCAAGAUCUUAAUUAUGCAUAACAGAUUCAUAAAUCUAAACCUCAGUUUAAACCUUAAACUAAAACGUCCAUUUGUCACAAAGGGUUAAAACAUAUGUUCCCUGAUAGUUCAACAUUGUAUCAUGUUUGACAUGGGCCUAGAACAGCACGCCCGACCAUUCUGACAGGAGAAUCGCUCUUCAGAGCGAGACGGGAGAGAGAGAGAGAGAGAAAAAUGAAGAGAUGAUUGGUGAGGAAACUCCAGAACAAAGAGGCCUUCAACAAGCUAAACGUUUCCUGGGUCAUACGCUUGUCCAAAAAGGGGCGGAAGCCACAGUCAUUGUAUUGAUUUACACAAUCCAACAUCCCAUUCGCUAGGUCAGAAAUAGCGGCCGCACUGUUGUCACGUCCUCGUAUAUCACAGCAAAGCCUGUGGAUGGUGCGUUGUAGUCACGAAGACACACAUGUUGUAAAGAUUGUGUGUGUGCGCAUGCGUGGGAACAGGGGGUCAAGAGGGAUUUGAAGUGCCCUUAGGUUACACACAAUAAGCCCACUUUAGCCACAAACGUAUACAGUAUGUACUUUAGUAUUUGAACAUUUCAGGACACAACGUAAAAAUGAGAAGAGUUUUAUUUUUAAAGUGCAAAACACCCCGAGCAGUAAAACAGUCAUGGGAUGGCCUUCAUUUACACCGUGUAUUAAAAUUCAAAAUACAUUUUGUAUUAUAAAACGCUAAGAAAUGACUUUUCUGAUACAUCAAAUUUGUUUUAGUCAUCAAGUAUUCCGGUUGCUUAAUUGGUAAAACAUGGUUCUGGCAACAACACCAUCAUGGAUUUGAUUCCCACAGAAAACAGAAAUUAAAUUAAAGGCACAGCAAGUUAUGUGUAUGCAAAAGUAAUUGCAUCUAUAUUGAAAAUAUUUCUAAUAAAAACAAAAAAUGUGGCACGGGCACCAGGUUAACUUUGCAAUCUGUAUGACUUUGUGACUACACUAUCCUGGAUGAAAUCAUGCUUGCGGCUGUAUUACUGUGCUGUGAUUUACUGUAACCUUGGCAAACAAUAGACAGCAAACCGAUUCAGAUAUACAAAAAAAGUGCAGAAUACAUCACAGCAUGAACCAUUGAAGUGAGGGAGAUCUGAUAUGGUAGAGGUAAUGUGUGUGUGCAUAAAAGAGAGAGAGGGAGAAAGAGAUGGUUAGGGAGGAAAGCAAGGUUACUCUGCAAGCACAAAGGUGUCUGUAAAAACACUGUGUCAAAAUAUCGUAUAUAGGCGUAUAUACAUUCUUAAAUAUUUUUAAACUCGGCCACAGUCCUGAAAUGAAUGAAACACAUUGCAAUUCUUUUGAUUUCUACAUCGGACAGAAUGAACAUUACUGCUGUGCAUAACAAUGAUUACUUGCAGAUGCUUUUUUUUUUUGUUUUAAUAUUGCAUCAUAUCUUCGCUGUCAAAGGCCCUACCAGCUUUUUCUCCCUGACAGAGGCGAAAGAAAAUUCUGAUAAGUGUGAUCUCUGCCUGCAAACAACAGAACACUAUUAAUUAUGGUUGGCAAGAUCAUCCAGGCAAAAGGAGCCAAGCAGACCACAGUGAGGGUUAGAAGCAGCCAACCAUGAAGCCAAACCUCAGCACAGAUACAUUGACCAAUAAGAAUCAGUAUCAUGUGCUGAAACACAGAUGCAUUUAGAUACACUCUUAAGUAGGCUAUACCACUGUCACCUCUAAAACAUCUUAAAUAUAUGAUUUUUUCAACAUAUAGGCCUACAACAAAUGUGCUUCUUAAUUUCUAAAGAAAAAAGAAUUUGGUUGUAAACCUGAGCUUGUAGAAUUUAAAGAAUCCAAUUCGAUAAAGCUCUAAUAUCAUAUCACCACAAAUGAUGGCAUCCCUUGCGAUUUUAGCAUAUCAUAACCAGAAUCACACACAUCAGAACCUGUUUUUAAUAUCGUGAAAAUUGUUUUGAAAUUAAUUUUCUGAGUUUGGUAAAUCAAUUUGUUUGACAAUUAAAAAUGCUUAACAAAUAUAAUAUUUACAAAGCAUGUUCGAUAACGCUCCAAAUAAGCAAGGGUCUUUAUUGUGGCUAUUUAUGAAUUUUCAAUUCCACAUUAAGCUAAUUUUAAAGGAACUGUGGACGACUGUGACUAUUAAUUUAAAAUAAUCAUUAACAAAAAUGAUCAUUUAAAAAUAUUUCCAUCGAGCAGACUAUAGUUUUUAUCAAAAACAUUACAAACCUUUUACAUAACACAAGUUCUGAGUGCUUUAAUCGUUUGGUAAAAUAAACGUUUUUUAGUGUUUAAUAUGUUAAAUGACUUUGAUCACGAAACGCUUCAGAAUUUCAAACAAACUUUACUGCGCAGUAAUGAACAUAAAGAAUAAUUAAAUAGAAAUUCAAAACAUUUAAUGACAACACUAAUCUUCAGUUAAGUAAAAACCCUUCACUGUGCUAUAAAAGAAAAAAAACACGUAUUAAUGUUUACAGUAUUUCGAGAAAACUAUUAAAACGUUCGUUAAUUAGACGUGUAAUGUGUAAAACAUAAUUAUAUUAGAAUUAGUUGAAAAUUUUGAUUCCGUUCGAAAUGCAAGAGCCCAUAACGACACGCAAUAUCGUUCAAAUGUUGGCAAUAUAUAUGCUAAAAAACAGUCUCAAAUUAUUUUAAACAAAAGAAAACCUAAUUGAUUAACGAAAAAACAUUAUGCAUGCCUCAAAAAUAGCAUGUUUUCAUUGCAAAAAAGUAUUUAAAACGAUAAUAAAAAAGGUAACUCACAGAGUAUUAAAUGACAUACACUACAAUAAUUCUGUUGACAAUUGUUGUAUGAGAUGGCAUUCCUGCGAAAUAUUAUUUCUGUUAUUAGCUAAAUAAAAAAGCGGCCUGUAUUUAACGAAAACAAGCGGAUUCCGAAAAGAGCGCAUCGCAAAUAAACCAGUAUCUUCUCUCCUUCCAGAGUGGAGGUGUGUUUCCAUCAGACGAGUCUUCUCUUAGAUUUAGAUGUGUAUAAAAACUGAGGAUUAAUUUGUCGUCAAUAAACUGAAGCCAGUGACGAGUCGACGCGUGAUUGGACGAGCUCGUCUCAAACCCUCCCUUUAUAAUUUCACGGGAGUCAGUUCGGAGGUCUUAAACACACCUCGCCGGCAGCCGCCACAGCCAGGACACACGAGCACCCUGCACUUUCCAACCCCUAUUUCAAACCGAGAAAAUUCCAAGUGAAUUACAAGCGGGUUAUUUAACUACUGAACGCUGUGCCGGUUUGCGUCUGCGCUCCGCGUUUAUGGACUUUUAAUUGCAGCGCGCAACACUAGGGCUUCAACUUUUUUUCUCUGUGCGCAACUGAAAACAGAAGCUGAUGUUUUAGCUGUCAGAUUUGCGCAUGUGCUCCGCGCACAAAUAAAAGGUUUGCUUCUUUUUUUCUAGCAACCCCCUUUUUUCUUUAAAUAGUAAACCUUCUUCUCUAAAAUUGGCUCCUGUACAAACAGCCGCGUUGGAUCCCUCGGGUUACUGCGAGACUCCGGUGUACAACCCGGAUCUCUGUCCAAAUAUGAUCGCCGCCCAGGCCAAGCUGGUGUACCAUCUGAAUAAAUACUACAACGAGAAAUGCCAGUCUCGGAAGGCGGCCAUCUCCAAGACCAUCAGGGAGGUGUGCAAGGUGGUCUCGGAUGUCCUGAAAGAGGUGGAGGUCCAGGAGCCCCGCUUCAUCAGCUCCUUAAACGAAAUGGAUAACCGUUUCGAGGGGCUCGAGGUCAUCUCCCCCACCGAAUUUGAGGUGGUCCUGUAUCUGAACCAGAUGGGAGUCUUCAACUUUGUGGACGACGGUUCUCUGCCGGGCUGCGCCGUGCUGAAGCUCAGCGACGGCCGGAAGAGAAGCAUGUCUCUCUGGGUCGAGUUCAUCACGGCUUCGGGAUACCUGUCAGCGCGUAAAAUCCGCUCCAGGUUCCAGACGCUGGUGGCGCAGGCGGUGGAUAAGUGCAGCUAUAGGGACGUCGUUAAGAUGAUCGCGGACACGAGCGAGGUUAAAUUGCGCAUCAGAGACAGAUAUGUGGUUCAGAUCACCCCCGCUUUCAAAUGCACCGGCAUAUGGCCGCGCAGCGCGGCGCACUGGCCCCUGCCGCACAUCCCGUGGCCUGGUCCGAACAGGGUGGCAGAAGUCAAGGCUGAGGGUUUCAAUCUGUUAUCCAAGGAGUGUUACUCGUUAAACGGGAAGCAGAGCUCGGCGGAGAGCGACGCCUGGGUGUUGCAGUUCGGCGAAGCGGAGAACCGACUGCUGCUGGGUGGGUGCAGGAAGAAAUGCCUUUCCUUGCUCAAGACGUUGCGGGACCGUCACCUUGAACUGCCGGGACAACCUCUCAACAACUACCACAUGAAAUCUCUAGUAUCUUACGAGUGUGAAAAACACCCGCGAGAGUCGGACUGGGACGAAAACUGCCUCGGGGAUCGACUGAACGGGAUUUUAUUGCAGCUCAUAUCUUGCUUGCAGUGCAGGCGAUGCCCCCAUUAUUUUCUACCAACUCUAGACCUCUUCCAAGGGAAGCCUCAUUCGGGUCUCGAAAACGCGGCCAAACAGACUUGGCGACUGGCGAGAGAAAUUCUAACCAACCCUAAAAGCCUGGAGAAACUCUGAGGUCUACUGGCUGUUCUCUCACCUGCCAGGUUGUCCACUUCUUUCUCCUGCAACAGACUGGCAGCAUCAUCAUCCCCCUCCAGCAUCAGCUCUGUCUCGGUGAUCUGGCUGACCA